AUGAACAUCGAAGAGACAGACUCCGCGCCUACUCCUGUAGAAACACUACCUCCGCCGACUUCUUCAGAGAAACCACCAGAAGUGCAGCACCAAACCGGGGAACAGGGACCGCAUAGGAAGAUGCCAGAACCACCCCAGCGUUCUAACAAAGACGCGGCCGUUAGUGACAACUCAAGACUGAAAAGCCGGCUUUUCCUGAUCGUGUUCAUCGUUGUCCUUGGCUUGCUGCUUACCAUAGCCUGGUUCUUCUUGCGGGACACGGCACACGUGGGCAGCCAGAAACCGCUACUCUGCCUGACGGAUGAUUGUCGCGAAUAUGCUUUGUACCUAGACUUCCGCCGCAAUCUUUCCGUGGACCCUUGCAACGACUUUUACACACACGCCUGUUCCUCGUGGCAACCCCCCAAUGGCUAUGGCCUGGUCGCCAGCACCACGAUGGGUGAGGUCAUGAUCAAGUUGACACUGUCUUUCGCACAAUUUUUAGACCAGGCAGCGAACGCCAGCAGCGUGGGCAAGAAGCCGCAGUCUAUGUUCAAGGCUUGCGUCUCAGAACGUUCGACGGAUCUUUCCGACGCCAAGCGCUUUCGUGAAUUCCUUUCUGAGCUCAACAUGUCGUGGCCGGAGCAGCCACCUGUCGGGUCAAGUGCGCUCGGCGUGUUGAUCGACCUAGCCUUGAAUUGGCGCGACACCUUCUGGCUGACACUCAGGGUUGAGGUGGUCAGCGACGCGCAAGUGAAGAAACAUCGCAGAAAGAGGCUGUUGAUAACGCCGGGAAACGAAGACGUACUCACCUUCUUCGCCAGAAAUCAUUUUCACGUGCAAAAGCGCGGCGCAUACGUGGAUUACUGGAAGAUGCAUUUUAAGGCGCUCUACGGCAAUCAAACAAUUCCUCUCACGGAAAAAGAAAUCCUCGAAAGCGGCUCGCUACAGACGGCGGUCGUGAAUCUGCUGCUUGGUGCGAUGAGGAGGAAACCGAAGGUGCCGCUUCUCAUUCCACUCUCUCGCAUCGGUGAUUACAUGGGAGCACUGAAUUCAUCGCUGUGGUUGGACAAGCUCAACGCUCACGUUAGCGACGACUUUUCGUUCACCAGCGAAGACGAAGCGUUUGUCGAAGACCGCUACUUUCUUCAGACAAUCGGUCGACUGUUCAAAGAGUAUAAAGACGAAGUCCUGCUACAUCAGAUGUCCUGGGAAUUCGUUCAGACACACAUCGUCGUAGUGGACAAAGCGCCUUUGGAGAUAACACUCUGGGGAAAAAACCACGCUGCACCAUACAUUCCACUCUAUUGCGCCAUGUACGUCGAAGACGUCUAUAGGCCACUCCUGGCUUUCUUGUACUCUGCUUCGAGAUUGACAGCCCGCGACCGCCUCCUUGUGGACGCUGGUCUGAAGAGCCUUGUGCGGGAAGUCACGGAGAAGGUGAACUCGUCCUGGUUAAGCGAGCCAAGCAAAGUCACAGCCGUGCAGAAGUACAAGUCUAUGCGUGUCAAUCUGUGGCCGCCAGACCUUUCCCAAGAAGAAGUGGAAAAGUUCUACAGAUGCUUUCCCAACAGUGGAAGGUCCUUCGUGAACAUAUGGAUCGAAGGACAUGACUGUCUACGUCGCGUGGCGGGCACUCCGUUCCAAGAGAGCACUCGUGGCAUGCAUAACGUUAUAUCUCCCAGCUUAGCCAUCUACGACUACAUUUCGAACUCUGUUGACGUGGCCGUUACAACUUUCGCUCGACCCGUGUACUACUCACAUGGAACGAGAGCCAUGUUUUACGGUGGCGUAGGGUUCUUGCUCGCCUCGCAGAUAAUGAGGGCGCAAGAUCCGACGGGAGUCUUCAUACUAGCUAAUAGAAGCGUCGUGGACGGGUCCUGGAUAACACCUUCUGACUCAGCAGAAUUCCAGAACAGGAUUCACUGCCUUGGCAUCGGCACCAAAUAUUACCUCGUAUCCCACGUUGCGGCGCUGGAAGUUGCGUACUCUGCAUUCUCCGCGGACGAUGGCCUCGAUUACAGUCGCCGUCCAAUAAGCAGGAACCUCACGGAAGCUCAGGUCUUCUUCUUGACGCUGUGUCGCACCAUGUGCCACGUCGUGGAAGCUGACCAGGAUCCUGUCACCGACUGCAACGCACUGCUCAAAAACUCGCUGCACUUCUCCGAGGCCUUUAACUGCGCUCGCGGGUCGCCAAUGAACCCGGAAAGAAAAUGCGGCUUCUUCGAAUGA
This is a messenger RNA of Dermacentor silvarum, 2211 nucleotides long. RefSeq names its product endothelin-converting enzyme 1. Lineage: Eukaryota; Metazoa; Arthropoda; Arachnida; Ixodida; Ixodidae. Bases 1 to 2211 code for a protein of 736 amino acids. The record is from RefSeq and is a predicted model, not a curated record. Gene Ontology annotation, biological process: protein processing. The transcript has 3 exons. Gene Ontology annotation, cellular component: plasma membrane. Gene Ontology annotation, molecular function: metalloendopeptidase activity.